Molecule: messenger RNA, 5055 nt
Organism: Clarias gariepinus (North African catfish)
Lineage: Eukaryota; Metazoa; Chordata; Actinopteri; Siluriformes; Clariidae
Gene: c6h1orf226
Exons: 3
Coding region: 88-912 (274 amino acids)
Source: RefSeq, a predicted model, not a curated record
UGUGUGUACUGUAUAUGUUUAUGUUCAAACGUAACCCCCUGUCUCAUUUUAAAUGCUUUCAAAGAAAUAUCGGGAGUUGACCAAAGCAUGUUUGAGAACUCGAGCGCAGGUGAGCAGCUGAAGCAGGGGACGAAGCUGAGCUCCACCUCCGGCCGACGUGACUUCUUGUCUCCGGGAGGCCAAAAAAGCAGCCCCUACUUGAAGAACCUGGGGAAAGCCAUGGGGGCUAAAGUCAAUGACCUGCUGCGCCGCAAGGAGCCCGGGAGUCUGGGGGACAUCGGAGUCACAGCGGUGAACAAGAAUGUGGGAGCGGUGUGGGCCAGCCAUAAAGUAACCGCUAACGGCCACGUUUCAUUGGACCCCUUCCCUCGCCUGGAUCCUCCACCUCCCACCAACAAAAAGCGUCACCCCCGUGCUUUGAAGACCACUCAGGAAAUGAUGAUCUCCUCUGACCCGGUGGUAGCCUCUCCAGAGCUCUCAGACUCCUCGUUCCUGUCCUCCCCCGAAAAGAGCCACCAAGUCAAAGUGCCCGAGCAACCCAAAAAGCCUGAAAAACCCUCAGGAACCAUUAAUGCUCUCGAGACCCAGAAUAACGUGGAGAUGAAAGGCCAGUGCGCUGACAUGGAUGGCGUCCAAACAGCAGGUGAACAGAAGGAACGUGUCGCCAUGGAAGAUGAUCAGUCACACGGGCUGCUCUCUGUUCCCGACCUAAUCCACAAGGACGGCCUCGAGCUCAAGCAGAAACUGAGCAGCACUGAGGCUAGGAUGGCGUCCACACCACGUCCAGGGAAAGGAGACUGCCGCAUCAACGUGAGCGAAGAAGAACUUCUUCAGAACGGCUCAGUGGAACAUAUGAGAAGCUCCAACGGGGAGAACGAGGAACCACACCCAGACCUGCUGUCAUUUGAGUAGAAAUAUGCUCGAGAACUUUGUCAUGAUCAAGCCACUGAUCAAGCCAGUCUUCAUCAGCCUUCUUGAGAGAACUUUUCUCUGUGAAGAAAGCAGCCAUCGAUGACCACAAGCCUUAAGGGAAAGACGCAAAGUGUGUUUAUCAUCAUGACGUUUCUGAGAACCACUGUAUUUUUCUGUGUAUGCACUAUAAUGUGUUUAUUAUUAUCACUUUAUUACGUAUCACCACAGGCAUAUUUAGAAUAUAUAAGACUUAUUAUUUUAAUAACUCAAAUCACUAUAUUAGAUUAUUUUUUUCUGCACCUGUCAGUACUUUUUCAGAGAUUAUUAUUCCUGUAGAUGUUAUACUGAAGGAUUGAAAGAGCUCACCAGUAGAAGAAUGCAAGCUAUGUUUAUUACCACGUUUAAUGCUCGACUUUAGCUCCAGUUUUCAAUCCAAGUGAUCACCAAAACAUUAUUCUCUUUAACUUUAGCUGGCCGAUUGUUAGUUGAUGCAUUUGCAAACGUUUCUUAAUGCAUUUUAAAUUUUUUUUUUUUUUCGCUUUUGUGCUUGACAGACAUAUGAAAUGAUAUAAAGAAUGAUCUUUUUCCUCCCAAAGCUAUUCAGGAGACAUAAGCUGAGAUUUCUAAAGUUUUAAUGUUUUUUUAUUUUUUUAAGAUCAUAAGUGUAAUAUCACCAAUGGGGCUAUGUACUACUCCAAGGCAGAAUUCUGGAGUGAUUGUGAGAUUGCUCACCUUUUUCAUUUUCCUUUUUUAAUUUUUUUAUUUUAUGAAAUUUUCCCCCCGACCAUGACGCAAAUCCUUAGUGGCCAAUUUUACAGCAUGUCUGACUUCAGGGCACUUUAAACCGCAUCACAUCUUACCCCUGUAACACUGAGCCAUGUUCCCUCUACAUCUGUUAAAAAAAAAAAGUGCAGAACUUGUGCAAUUUUGCAUUAGGAACCAGUAACCAUGUAGUUUUGUCUCCCUAGACUUUUUUGGGUUUUUUUUGGACAAGCCUGGUUAGGGUGUGGUUGAAGCAAGACGCAGAAAAAACUUCAUAAGGACGUAGUAACGAUGCCAUUGACCAGUUACCGGCAUAACUAACACCUCCUAGAGACUCCAUUGAUAUGCAAGAAAUAUGGAAAAGGUUGGAUGGCCUUCUGACUGAGUUGGGUCAUUGGGAUGUCACUUGUUGUUGCUACGUCAGUGGAGUUCUCGCAAGGCUUGUGUUUUGCCCAUGGUAGGUCCAUGCCACCUUGUAGAAGACCGCAUUAAGCACAUUUUCUAUUGCUUACCAUGUUAAUAUAAACACUGGAUACAAUUUCUCUCACCAUUACUUUAUAAUAAAAAAGAACCGUGGUAUUUAUUUCAACCCUCUGGUGCAAUGACAUCGUACAAUACUAUGCGUGUGAUGAGCUUCCUGUAAGAGCGUGGUGCGAUGUGAUGGGACUUUGGUUCGUUCGUUUUUGGGACGCUGUUGGAUUUCGUCGACGUGUGACGUGGCCCUUAGGCAUUAUUGCAUAAUUGAAUAUUGAGCUUCAUAGUACACAUAUUAGUUUUACUGGGUACGCAUGGACUUUAUUGGACUCGGCCUCGCUUAUCAAUCUCAAAUUACCGCUAAUAUAAGGAAUAAGAAACCAGAGACAUGUUUUUCGUAGAGAUCCGUGUCUCACAGAAGGUGCUGGAAUGGUCAGAUGGAUGCAUGAGUAAUGUAGGGGCUGAGUUACUGGCAAAAUAGAAUAAAUGAUUAGCCUGCUGAUGAUUGUGAUAGACAGUAGAUAUUAGGUUUAACUACAGCUACAGUAUGUGUAAAGGUUGAAGGAGUUAGAAAGUAAGACACGGGUGCAUAUAGAACCAAAGCAAGGUCCAGGGAGCAAGUCAUUCCGGGGAGAGGAGAUAGAGCAGGACAGAAUGAGGCCCAUGAGGCUGAGUGCAGGAUUCAGAGAAAGAGAGAGGGAGAGAAUACGGAGUGCUGCUGAUGGUCUGAGUGAUGGCCAGCUCAGGGAAUGGCACUAAUGAGGAUCAGUCUGUGCGGAAAGCCAUGAGGACGGGCUUGGAGAUAAUAAUACAUGUCAUAACUCGACGUACGCUCCAGCCCUGUCGAAUUCUUAUUUCUGAUUUAAAUAACAGCAGCAGUAAUAACAGGUAAUUGUGUUAUAGAAAUGCACAAGUUCUAAUACGUUAUUAUUUCCACAGCAACAACGUGUACAAAGAUCUGUAUGGCAAACACUACAAUUUUAGGGUAAAAUUUAUUUUUCUUUUUUCUUUUUUUUGGUUGGUUGUUUUUUUUAAGUGUCCCCAGUGUCAGUGCUUUGUAAGAGUCAGAGGUACAGCUGUGGCCUGAAGUGUUCUGACACAGGAACGUUUUCAGGAUUUCUUAGAAACAAAUACAGUUGAGGCUGUUUUUAUUAAUUUUAAGAUAGAAAUGAAGAAGUAGCUGCUAUAAGAUACAAAAAACAUAUUUUGCAAAUGUUCUAAAACAUUAUACAGUAUGCAUAAUCAGAGAAAAUGUACAUCUUGUUCUUUAAUAUAUACUGAUCAGCCAUAAUACUGUACCACUGCAAGUUGACUUGAAUAACAUUUAUAUACCAGUAAACUGGUGACAGGUUCAUGGGCGCCUAAGGCUCUUCUGUGCCUGUGAGUAGCUUGGAAAAAAAGUUAAUGCUGGCUGAGAUGGAAAGGUACACUAUAUGGACAAAAGUAUUUGGCCAAAUCUGCAAAGGCAUUGUAUCCAAAUACAUACCACUCAAUAUGGAGUUGGUCUCCCCCCCACUCUCCUUGGAAGGCUGUCCACAAGAUUUUGGAUUGUUUCUGUGAGAAUUCCUGCUCGUUUAUUGUGUAGAGCAUUUAUGGGGUCUGGCUCACAAUCUCCAUUCCAGUUUAUCCCAAAGGUGCUCGAUGGGGUUGAGGUCAGGCCCAGUCAAGUUCUUGCUUUGUGCACUGGGGCACAGUCAUGUUGGAAUAGAAAGUCUUCGCCAAAACUGUUGCCACAAAGUUGGAACUGUAGCAUUGUACAAGAUGUCUUGGUGUACUGAAGAAUUAGGAUUGUCCUUCACUGGGGAUAAGGAUGGGGCUUAGCAGGGAAAAAGUUCAAGGUUGUUGAUCCGGCCUCCCAAUUCCUGAGAUUGCAAUCCAAUCAUUGGAUGCGCAAACCAAACAAGUCCAACCCAUUAAGACUCUACCUUGAAACCCAGAGCACCCAUUGGAUUUGAUGGUCCAAGACCCCACAGCACUCCCCCAGGGGUCUUACAAAGUCACACCUUGAGGGGCAGGAGCUGCUCGAGCUACACAAUAGGAACCUACAAAGUUACUGGGCUUAAUGUUUUGUGUUUUAUUAUUGUGGCUGAUGGUGUAUAUUUUAAAAUGCUCUGGUGAUGCUGUUAUUGGAAAUGAAUCAGCUGUUUCUCAAGCUUUCACUGAUUGUGUUCCUAUAACAGCACACAUUCAACAUAAAUCCGGGUCUGAUGCUUAUGAUCCUCUAGAAGGACAGUCUUUCAUGUGAGAAAAAUCCUCCUCUUUCCCCCACAGAUUCCAAACACACUCGACCUUCUUCCCGUCUCACUGCCAGAAUAGUUUUUAUCCAGUUUCAUGUAGGACGUCAUGCAGUGUUCAGUCGUUUCAGUACGGUUAGAACGAAUAAAGAAGUAUAUUUUCAUAUGAUAAGGAGAUAAGCAGGUGCAGAAAGAAAGACAAACUGUCCUUCUCAAGAAUGGAAGACUUUUCUAAGUGGAACCUCAAUACACGAGAUCGGACAUGUCCUUUCAGCCUUUAGCUGUACGUAUGCUGUUGUGCCACUGGGCCAUAAAAUGUAAAGUAACAUUAUUAUAUGGGUAUGGAUUUUUUUUUUUUUUGAUUUUUAGAAAUAAAUGUAUAUUUGAGGUGGAAAAAAUCAACUAAAACUAAAAUAAUAUUUCUAUUUUAGACAGAUGAUGAUAGAAGAUGAUUUUUAUUGUUAUGGGAAUGUAUUAAAAAGAAAAGAAUAAUUAUUGUAGUAAUUGUAGGAUCCUUGUCUCUGUGGCUUGUAACCUGUCGCAUAUCUCACUUUAUAACGCUCACUUUAUACAUGAAGGAAGGAAAGUGUUGAAGGAACGCUGUGUCUAUGAAGGUUUUAUGAGCACACUAAAAAGACCUCAAAUAUUACAGAUUUUGUAUUAAAGACAUUUU